Limulus polyphemus (Atlantic horseshoe crab) is the source of this 858-nucleotide messenger RNA. RefSeq names its product glycine-rich protein 23-like. Gene Ontology annotation, molecular function: structural constituent of chitin-based larval cuticle. Bases 1 to 858 code for a protein of 285 amino acids. Gene Ontology annotation, cellular component: chitin-based extracellular matrix. Lineage: Eukaryota; Metazoa; Arthropoda; Merostomata; Xiphosura; Limulidae. The record is from RefSeq and is a predicted model, not a curated record. The transcript has 3 exons.
AUGCUGUUGCAAGAGGUGUUUGUACUUUCCUUUACCGUUGGAUAUUGCCUCGCUUUCAUUAGUGAUUAUCAAAGCCAAGCGAUUUACGACGAAUCUCCCAAACCCUAUGAUUUUGGAUAUGAUGUUCAAGACGAGUUAGGAACAACCCUAAGCCGGUGGGAAAAGGGUGAUGGCAGCGGAACUGUAGUUGGAACUUAUGGUUACACUGACCCUUAUGGAGUUUAUCGAUGGGUGCAAUACCAAGCUGACGGAAAUGGUUUUACCGCUAACGUCAAGACUAACGAACCUGGUACAGCUAACCAGAAUCCGGCAGAUGUUAUUAUUACCGCUGAAGAGCCGCCGGCUGCUGUUGUGCAGAAUACUUUAGCUCAAGUUCGGGCUCCUACAUCUAAUCUUGUACAUUCUGUUCCAAGUUACACUAGUCACCCCGGUAGUCGUCUGGGUGGCGGUCGUUCAGUUACUGCUUUUGGCGGUGGUUUUUCAGGUGCUGGUUUCGGUGGUCGUCGUCAUGCUGUGGGUUUUGGUGGUCGUCGUUCUGCUGUAGGUAUUGGUGGUGGUCGUUCUGUUGUAGGCUUUGGUGGUGGUCGUUCUACUGUAGGUGUUGGGGGAGGCGGUUCUGCUGUUAACUUUGUUGGUGGUCACCCGGGUGCGGGUUCUAGUGGCGGCCGCCCAGCUGCUGGUGUUGUUAGUCUUGGUUAUAGUGGUGCUGGUCUUGGUGGAGGUUAUUCUUCUGGUAAAUUUGGUGGCGCUUAUUCUUCUGGUACUUUCGGCGGCGGUUCUACGCUAGCAUUUGCAUCUCCUGGUGUAGCAAAGGUUGUCACUUCUGGUCAAGGACAUGGAGGAGGUCAUCACUAUUAA